GAUUGAAAAAUUGUUUGGAUUUUCGCAUUUUUAGGCCGGUGUUGGAUCAGAACUUGUACUACAUUGGAAUGAAGUCCACAUCUGCAACAUUUGCAUCUGCAAUUGUCAAUGUUCUCCCUGCCAUCACCUUCAUGAUGGCAAUUAUUUUCAGGUUGGAGAAGGUAAACCCAAAACAAAUGCAUAGUCUAGCAAAGAUCAUUGGAACAGUAGUAACAGUCUCAGGAGCAAUGGUCAUGACAUUUUACAAAGGCCCUAUCGUCGAUUUCUUAUGGUACUCAAAAGGCGGUAGCCACCAUCACCAUGGACCCACUGCUGACUCGGCCGAUCAUGAACAUUGGGUUGGUGGUACGAUCAUGUUGAUUUCGUGUAUUGUAGGAUGGUCAGCCUUCUUUAUUGUUCAAAAUAAGACGCGGAAGGAAUAUCCGGCCGAGCUCUCUCUUACAUCUUUAGUUUGUUUCAUGGGCAUGGUAGAAGGUGGAGUGGUGGCGUUGGUAAUGGAACGCCAUACAAGUGCUUGGGCUAUUGGUUUCGACUCGAGACUUCUAGUUGCAGCCUAUUCUGUUCAAGAUAAUUCUAUGAUGUCCAUGACAGGGGAUUGUUUGCUCAGGAAUUGCAUAUUACUUGCAAGGUACUGUGAACAAGGUACGAGGUCCAGUGUUUGUGACAGCGUUUAG
Olea europaea var. sylvestris is the source of this 674-nucleotide messenger RNA. Its product is annotated as WAT1-related protein At1g21890-like. Gene Ontology annotation, molecular function: transmembrane transporter activity. The transcript has 4 exons. The coding region runs from base 69 to 674 and encodes 201 amino acids. The record is from RefSeq and is a predicted model, not a curated record. NCBI's taxonomy places the organism in Eukaryota, Viridiplantae, Streptophyta, Magnoliopsida, Lamiales, Oleaceae. Gene Ontology annotation, cellular component: plasma membrane.